AAACCAUCCAUUCAUUCACGAUAAAUCAGGAAUAUAUUACAAACCGCUUCUGUACCCGGUAUCCGCUUUCGAUAAGUUUGAGCCAACCAAACAGAUAACCAGAGAAGCAGAUUUUUCAUGGCACUCAGAAUGUGGGCUUCUUCAACCGCCAAUGCACUACGAAUUUCUUGCACUGCCAAGGCUUCACUCUCUCCGGCCUUUUCUCUCUCUAGAUGCUUCUCUACUGUUUUGGAUGGAUUGAAAUAUGCCUCAUCACAUGAAUGGGUGAAGCAUGAAGGCUCAGUGGCAACAAUUGGCAUCACUGACCAUGCUCAGGACCAUCUUGGAGAGGUUGUAUUUGUGGAGCUGCCAGAACCUGGUGGCUCAGUGUCUAAAGGUGGCAGCUUUGGAGCUGUGGAAAGUGUAAAGGCAACUAGUGAUGUUAAUUCCCCCAUUUCAGGCGAGAUUGUUGAAGUGAAUUCAAAGCUCAGUGAAACCCCUGGUUUGAUCAAUUCCAGCCCAUAUGAAGAUGGAUGGAUGAUCAAGGUGAAGCCCAGUAGCCCCUCAGAACUGGAAUCUUUAAUGGGACCAAAGGAGUACACGAAAUUCUGCGAGGAAGAAGAUGCUGCCCAUUAGAACUGGAAUGCGUCUGUGUUCUCUAGGACCAAUUGGUUGUGGCCCUGUUCUCAUGAAGAAGAAGAAUUUAGCCACUUUAUGUUGCUCUUAUGCUUACUACGUGUUUUCCUGUUGGUUAUGGAGGACUACAGGCAGCAAUCAGUUAACACUGUUCUUCCCCUCCCCAUUCUGUUCUGUGUCCUUUUUACUAGUUCUGAAAUCUUCAUGUAAUUAAAACCAUCGUCCUCUUCCUUCUGUUCCAUCUUUUCAAUCAUUCAGUGCUUCUCAUUUUACA
This is a messenger RNA of Nelumbo nucifera (sacred lotus), 889 nucleotides long. RefSeq names its product glycine cleavage system H protein, mitochondrial. The record is from RefSeq and is a predicted model, not a curated record. Gene Ontology annotation, biological process: glycine decarboxylation via glycine cleavage system; protein lipoylation. Lineage: Eukaryota; Viridiplantae; Streptophyta; Magnoliopsida; Proteales; Nelumbonaceae. Gene Ontology annotation, cellular component: glycine cleavage complex; mitochondrion; cytoplasm.